Messenger RNA from Hydractinia symbiolongicarpus, 2929 nucleotides. Its product is annotated as activated CDC42 kinase 1-like. The record is from RefSeq and is a predicted model, not a curated record. The transcript has 14 exons. NCBI's taxonomy places the organism in Eukaryota, Metazoa, Cnidaria, Hydrozoa, Anthoathecata, Hydractiniidae. Gene Ontology annotation, molecular function: protein tyrosine kinase activity; ATP binding; protein binding. Gene Ontology annotation, biological process: protein phosphorylation. Bases 68 to 2590 code for a protein of 840 amino acids.
AAAACAAAAACACACUCGGUUAAUACGAAAACACGUGAAGUAGUGAUGUGAAUCGGAUCAGAAAGAGAUGGCCGAGGAGCAAAAACUUUUAGAGUUGCUUAGUGGAAUACAGUUGGAGCAUUAUUACGAAAAAAUAACAAAUAAAUUACAUGUGACAAGAAUUGACCAUUUUGAACAUGUUCACGAAAAUGACCUUUUAUCGCUCGAUAUGACAAUGCCAGAAAUACGGCGAUUACUUGAUGGCUUAAAAAAAUUUAAACGACGAAAUAUUUUUUCAAAAAUAAGGAAAUCAUUUCGAAUCUCAAAUAACUCCAGUAGUGCUCAUCACAGAUCUUCGGUGUCUCUUACAGAAAGUGGUCAGGCUGUAGGCAUAAAACAUAAUUUAAAAUGUCUGAUAAAUGAACAAGAUAUAAUCCUGAAAGAUAUGUUGGGGCGAGGAGCAUUUGGUUAUGUACAAAGUGCAGAAUGGAUUAAAAACACAAAAGAGAAGUUGCUGGUUGCAGUUAAGUGUCUUCAAGAAAAUAAGGAACUGGGAAUAUCAGUAGUACAAAAUGAGUUAAUUAUUGAAGCAAAUGCUAUGAGUAGUUUAAAUCAUCCAAAUUUAAUUCGGUUGUAUGGUCUUGUGCUUUCGUCACCAAUGAUGCUGGUUACAGAACUAGCACCUUUGGGAAGUUUAAUUAAAAGAUUACGACAAGAAUCUAAGAAAUUUUUAAUUUCUACGUUGUGCAGUUUUGUUGUUCAAAUUGCAGCUGGGAUGAAAUAUUUAGAAGUUCACAGAUUUGUACAUCGAGAUCUUGCAGCAAGAAACAUUUUGUUGAUGUCGUAUGAAAAGAUAAAAAUUGGAGAUUUUGGAUUGGCAAGACCUUUACCAAAAAAUGCGGAUUAUUAUGUCAUGCAACCUGAUGGACUUGUUCCUUAUGCAUGGUGUGCACCCGAAUGUUUGAAGUAUCGCAAAUUUUCUCAUGCUUCUGAUGUGUGGGCAUUUGGAAUAACUGUUCUUGAGCUAUUUUCUUAUGGAGCUGAACCUUGGUUAGGGUUGAAUGGAAUGCAGAUAUUAGAAAAAAUUGAUGAACCCUCAUUUGAAAGACCACCCUGCCCAGAUCAUUGUCCAUCAGCUAUUUAUUCGUUCGUUAGAGACUUCUGUUGGAAUCAUGAACCAGAGAACCGGGCACGAUUUCCAAUGCUGGAGAAAUACUUACUUGGGGUUCUCCCUCGAGAAGUUAAAGCAUCUGGGAAUUGGCAUGCAAUAAGUAGCGAAGAUCUGUCUUUUAACCAAGGAGAUGUAAUCACAGUAUUUGAAACAAGUGAGGAAUGUGAAUGGAGAGGACAAAACAGAUCCACGUUACAAGUUGGAAACAUUCCAGCUAAUUUUGUGGAUUUUGGAAGAGCCACAAUUUCAGAUCCCUUUGAUGACACCUUCAAAAGUAAUCAUUUUGGUGAUGACACAAGAAAGUAUGAAGUUAUCAAUGCAUUCAAUCAAAACAUUGCUCGUGAGAACGAGAGAAAAUUUCAAGAAGACAAGAUAAGUUCGAACUGUGGUAGUUACGGCAACAAAGCGAUGCAACAACUUAAACGAAACAGUGAAGUGUUUAGCAUCUGUUCAGGAUAUAGUUCUCCAGGAGCUACUUCAAGGAGUGGUCAAAGUGGGUGUAGUUCACGUUACUCAUUUUGUGAGGAGUGCUCGCACUUAAGUUAUGACUCAGGAUACGGGUGUAGAUGUAGCACGUACAGUUCGGAUUCCUCCCAAAGAUUCUCUGAUAGCAGCUUACCGUACUCUUUGGUAGACAACGAGACAGCCUCUCAACCCAUUAGUAUCCCAGGUGGCGGUAGCAGCCUAAAAAAUCACAAACAGACGACCGUCAUGGAUACGAAUAGUUGUACAAUGUAUCAGAUGUUUCCCUAUGACGGUCAAAAAGGAAGUUCCCUUCCCUGUCACAACCAAAGACUUUCAAGUGACAUAACAGAUUCCCCAAACAUAUACGAGACCGUUAAAAGCCUGAACUUGAAUGAUAAACAAUCGGUAGAGUCUCCUUCGUCGAGGGUGGAGAAUAGAGAAUCACUUCCUAAUGUGGUGAAUCCCAAUAAACCUACAACAAUACUUCAACGAAGGAGGUCAUUGCCUCGAAUGAAAAUGAAAUUUGCAAAAAGUUACGAAAAUAAACUCUUUAAACCGCAUGAUAUGUGCGCGACAUCAUCCCCGAAAUCAGAUAUGGCAAUAUAUGAAAACAUGUCCACGAUACCUGCACCAACGCUUGAUAAUAUGUCCACGAUAUCUCCCCAAACUCAGCAGUUGUACGACAUUGUUCCAAGUAAAAGCCUCUCCACAAAGCAGAUUGAGGCGAGCGAUUCGCCUACCAUAUACGAGAAUAUGAAAGAGUUGAGACCUGAAGUGGGGAAGGUGAGAAGUUCGUCUGAUUCUUGUGUUACCGACAAAGCGUUAAAAACCGAAGCCGAAACGAAAAAAGAAAAGACACCAUUUAUCCCGCCAAGACAUAAACGUAAACAAAGGCGAACAAGUGACCGCGCUGCAGGAGGAUGUGAAGUGAAACAGUGUGUUAUUCUGGCUGGCUCAAAAGACGAAAUGCCGUAGCUUUAAACCACUUCCAGUUUUAGGGUGCAAACCGAAAGGAAAAGUAUAAUUGAUUACUUUAAUGUUAGUACCUCUCGUGAUCAUUACUGAAAUAUUUGAAUCCACGAAAAUUUCGUAAUAAUGGAGGAAUGUACGAAAUACUUCUUCUAUACAUUACUUUAACCUGCGUUAUUCUACAAAACGGCAUAAUUCAGGUCAUCAUUAAAGGAAAUAUCUUUUCACUUUUUCGUGCACCUAAUAGUGAACUCGACGGGACUUGCAGCAGGUGUUUAACAUCUACGCCAAGAAUUUAUAUCAAAUUCUGAAGAAAUUAUUUAAAAAACAGAAAUUACGGAGAAA